This is a messenger RNA of Cryptomeria japonica (Japanese cedar), 1116 nucleotides long. RefSeq lists its product as uncharacterized. The coding region runs from base 200 to 715 and encodes 171 amino acids. The record is from RefSeq and is a predicted model, not a curated record. The transcript has 3 exons. Lineage: Eukaryota; Viridiplantae; Streptophyta; Pinopsida; Cupressales; Cupressaceae.
AUCGGGUACGAAACAUAACUCACCGCUUACCGAACAAUUCAUCUGGCACACGCCAAAAGAGUUUUUUUUUCAAUUAAUUGUGGCGAUGCAUUCAAAGGGGAAUAGGGAAAUGAUGUUGAUAUCAAACAGGACUUCCAUUUUACAGCGCUAACAAAUUCCACCAUUUUUUACAAUCCAUCCCUCGAAGAUAUUGGAAGAUAUGGGUAUUCUUACAGGCCCUUCUUGCCCUUUCAUUUUACGUGCAUCUGUUUCCUUCAAUAUCAACCAUGGAUCAGUUAAAUCAUCUGUCUUCUCUCCCUCCAACACAAAACUAUUUAGGAGGAGAAAUACCAAACAGAUUUUUUUGAGUUCCGACAAUGGGUCAGUGUCGAGCCACACAUCAAAACAGGCUUUUGGAAAUGUAAAUGGACAACUCCCAGACUGCGAUGUGCAGAAAUACAAGCGUAGCUUCGAAAAUUUUUUCUGCUAUGACAAGGAAAUUCCCGAGGAGAUAAUUGAGAAGCCAAUUGGAUUAUGUUUGAGCGAAAAAAACAUCGGUAGCAGUCCCCGAUGCCGGCAGUGUGAAGCCAAGGGAGCAGUUCUCUGCGAGACCUGUUCCGGGUCAGGGCUUUAUCUUGAUUCCAUCUUGGAGAGCCAAGGGAUACUUGUCAAAGUCAGAUGUCUUGUUAAAAAGUUGCUGGACCUUUGGAUGCACUUGUUGAAGGGGUUGAAGUAAUUUCUCCACCUUAUCCAAUUCCUUGGACUUACAGUUGGUUAUGGAACUGUGCAUAUUGAAAUCCACAAUGGCAUGUAUAGAAUGGAGUAUUCCCUGGAGAAUAGAACUGUUAUUGGCUGUUGAAUGUAUGGCAAGUUUUCAUCCUGACUGUAAGGAUGAGCAAUAUUGUAAAUUUGCAGUAACUAGAGUAGUGUGUAAUUUACCUCUUUAGUUUGUUCAUUAGUUUGAGGAUGGAUUGCUGUUGAUCUAUCCAAUCAUGUAACAUUUCCCACAAAGCUCGUUUAAAAUGAGUUAAACAAAUUUUGGAUGUCGAACAAAUACAAUGGAGAGGAAUUACAUAAUGUACCCAAAUGUGCCAGAAAAAUAUUUUAGUUAUUUCAAUUGCAUUGAUUGUCUUCUUA